Messenger RNA from Brassica napus (rape), 1448 nucleotides. RefSeq names its product 3-hydroxyisobutyryl-CoA hydrolase 1. The transcript has 12 exons. The coding region runs from base 152 to 1294 and encodes 380 amino acids. Lineage: Eukaryota; Viridiplantae; Streptophyta; Magnoliopsida; Brassicales; Brassicaceae. Gene Ontology annotation, molecular function: 3-hydroxyisobutyryl-CoA hydrolase activity. The record is from RefSeq and is a predicted model, not a curated record. Gene Ontology annotation, biological process: L-valine catabolic process.
AACAGAAUACUUUUUUUUAAAGAUGAAAUUAAUACCUACAAAACAACAAAAGAAAAAUACUAAAAUAUCCUCCUGGAUCUGGAUCCGGUCGCUGCUAUGGUAUAUGUCCUGGAGGAUAACGCAAGUUUGACCCGUAUGAAAGAACAAGAUAAUGGCCUUAGAAUCUCACUCUCAGAUUUUAGUGGAAGAGAAACCUAGUGUUAGAAUCUUGACACUAAACAGACCAAAGCAGCUGAAUGCUCUGUCUUUGAACAUGGUCACUCGGUUGCUGCAACUGUUUCUUGCAUUUGAGGUGGACUCUACUGUCAAACUUGUCAUCCUAAAGGGUCAGGGAAGAGCUUUUUGUGCCGGUGGUGAUGUUUCAGCUGUUGUUCGUGACAUCGGACUAGGCAAAUGGAGACGCAGUGCUGAUUUCAUGUCACUUGAAUAUACUCUCAACUACGUUAUGGCCACAUAUUGUAAAGCUCAGAUUUCAAUUUUAAAUGGUAUUGUCAUGGGAGGUGGAGCUGGUGUCUGCGUCCACGGUCGAUUUCGUAUUGCAACAGAGAACACGGUUUUUGCCAUGCCUGAGACAGCUCUAGGGCUAUUUCCAGAUGUAGGCGCCUCCUACUUCUUGUCAAGGCUCUCUGGAUUUUUUGGAGAGUAUGUUGGCCUCACAGGAGCUAGGUUAAAUGGUGCCGAAAUGCUUGCUUGUGGUCUUGCAACUCAUUUUGUGCCUUCAACGAGGUUGACUGCUUUACAAGCAGAUCUUUGCAAUGUUGGCUCAAGUGAUCCAGUUACCUUUGCCUCAACAAUUCUCGAUGCAUACACUCAACAUACACAUCCGGAACGUCAGAGUGCUUUCUGUAGGUUAGAUGUUAUUAAUAGGUGCUUCUCCAGAAGAACAAUCGAAGAAAUUAUGUCUACACUAGAGAUAGAGGCCACUCAUAAACCAGAUGACUGGAUCUCAGCUACCAUUGGAGCACUGAAGAAAGCUUCACCAGCAAGCCUUAAAAUCACUCUUAGAUCGAUAAGAGAAGGACGAGUGCAAGGUGUGGGGCAGUGUCUUAUCCGUGAGAAUAGAAUGGUGUCUCAUGUGAUGAAGGGAGAUAUAAGCAAAGAUUUUGUGGAGGGGUGUAGAGCAAUAUUGAUAGACAAAGAUAGGAAUCCAAAGUGGGAGCCAAGGAGACUAGAGGAUAUGAAGGAUAUCAUGGUAGAGCAGUACUUCAAGAGAGUGGAAGAAGAGGAUGGAUGGGAGGAUCUAAAGCUUCCUCCUAGGAAACACUUGCCUGCUUCAGCGAUCGCAAAGCUGUAAAGUUGACAAGGUUAUGGAGCUCAUCUUGCAUCGGAUAGAGGGAAGCAACCCUCCAAAUCCUUAAUUACUUCUAUGCUGCUAGCCAUGCUUGACACCCAAUAUAUAAUAAAUGCCUAUUGACUCAUCCAAUUCCAAAUGUCUUCGGUUUCAUAUU